AUGAGCGUGACCCGCGUGUGUGUGUUGGCGUGUGUGUUGGCGUGUGUGGUGGCGUGUGUGGUGGUGGGCGUGUGUGACGCUCAGUAUGUGCCAUCCACGCCCUCUUACGGGCCGCCCCCGGCCCCCUGCUACGCCCCGACCGUUACCGUGUUGAGCACGACGACGGUGCUCAACACCAAGGUGCACACGACCUACACCACGGUGGUGAGGGAGGUGGUGCAGACGCUCACGCAGUACGUCACCAAGACGCACACCCAGACGGAGACGCAGCACGUCACCAAGACCAUUGUGAGCGUUGUCACUGAGACACAGAAGGUGCCGUCCACCACCUACCAGACGGUCUUCACCACCCAGGUGGCGACGCAGACGACGACGACGGUGAAGCAGCAUACAGUGACGGUCACCACUACUGAGGUCCGCAAGGUGGAGGUAACCCAGUGUCCCACCCCCUCCUACGGCCCGCCCAAGCCCGCCCCCACCUACCCCACCCCGCCAGCUACACCCACCUACAAGCCCGCCCCGUCCUACCCCACCCCGCCAGCCGCGCCCACCUCCGGCCCCACGCCCACCGUCGAUGGCUUCGGUGGCUUCAAGGGCUUCGGUGGCUUCAAAGGCUUUGACUUUAAAGACUUCAACCCAUUUUCAAGUUAUAAGUCUGAUCAGUAAUACGAAGGUAACAGGAUGAGAGGGGGCGGGGUGGGGAGGGGCCCCACGUCCCCCUCUUCUACGUCACACUAAGACAGUGAGGAGUGGUCUAUCUUACGGUGGUGAUUCCCAGGAUCAACGUCUCCGCGGCCCGGUCUCUAACCAGGCCUUCUGGUUCGUGGUCUGGUCAACCAGGCUGUUGGACGCGGCUGCCAGCGGACAGGUUCUAUCUCCUCAGUGUCAAAUGGUUAAGUUUUAGUGUCAACUCAGAUGUAGAGGUUUCAAUUCUUCUUUGUCUUAGCCUAAACUUGACCAUGUUGUUAUAUGAUUCUGGUUGUUACGUACUCGUUAUAGGAAUCAUUAUUACGUUAUUGUUACAGGAAUCAUGUCGUUGCGUUCACGUGUAGUGUAAUUAACCUGAAUGUUUACGAAAACUGUCUAUGCUGUUAUAACUUUUGUGGCGGUUUACUCACUAUUUUAACUCUUAUUGAUAGUCAUAAGCAUCAUAUGGUCAAUAUAAGCUGUACUUGCCUGUACCUCAGACCAUUACAGCAUCAUAUGGUCAAUAUAAGCUGUACUUCAGACCAUUACAGCGAACACCAGUGUGUUGGUCCUUAGGGAACCUCAAGACAAUAUUAACAGCUUCGGAUAGCGUCUUAUCUUGGCUUCAAACACAUUCUUAGGGCGGAUUUGUAUAUCAUUUGUUUCCCCUAUACUUUGUAAAUAAAAUGAAGUACUCAUUUAAUA
Molecule: messenger RNA, 1392 nt
Organism: Procambarus clarkii (red swamp crayfish)
Lineage: Eukaryota; Metazoa; Arthropoda; Malacostraca; Decapoda; Cambaridae
Source: RefSeq, a predicted model, not a curated record